AUGAGCGAGGCCAAAGCAGCAAUCUCGAUAUCACCGCUCCUCCUCCGGCUGGCUGACCCCACCACGACCUUGUUCAGCGUCACAGCACAAGAAGUUGCUCUUGCAGUAUCCCACAUUUUCGCAAACGCCAUAUCGCCUGUCCAGACAGGCUGUCUUCUCUAUGCACUUCACACAACUCAAUUAGAUCGUCGUCCGGAUAUCCUCGCAGCAUGCGCCAGUUCUAUGAGAUAUGCUGCUGCUCAAGUCAACCAUGACUCUCUCGCAAAGGCUGUGUCACAACGUGCUCGUAAGGAGGGCCAAUACCAUGGAGUCGGUACUGGCGGUGACAGCCACAACACAUACAACGUCAGCACAACCUCGAGUAUCCUCGCCUCAGCCCUGCUCAUGAUGGCCAAACACGGUAACAACGCUUCGACCUCAAAAUCUGGUUCCGCCGACCUCCUGCUCGCCGCUUCUCCCGCACCCGUAAUCGCUGCCACCACCGAGAAGACACUCCCCGACAUUUACUCUCACACAAAUUACGCCUUCUUGUAUGCCCGCGAAUGGCAUCCUGGCAUGAAGCACGCCGCUGCUGUUCGUAAAGAGUUGCCUUUCCGCACAAUCUUCAACUUGCUCGGUCCUCUGGCCAACCCCGUACAAAACAGCGACUUGAUCGAGGCUCGCAUCUUGGGAGUCGCAAAGCGCGAUAUGGGUCCUGUGUUCGCCGAGUCGAUGCGUCUGACAGGCGCAAAGAAGGCGUUGAUCGUUUGUGGUGCCGAGGAUCUGGAUGAAUUGAGCUGUGCUGGACCUUCAUACUGCUGGAUGCUGAAGCCUCAAUCCGAAGCCGCCAACGCUCAAGUUGACAUUGUACCCUUCACCGUUUCACCCGAGGAUCUGGGUUUGAAGUCUGUUCCACUCAGUCUUGUCGCCGGCGGCAAGUCUCCUGCUGAGAACGCUGUCAUUCUCCAAAGCAUCCUUGACGGAACGAUCGACCCCGAAGACCCUGUCCUCACUUUCGUCUUGAUCAACACUGCUGCUCUCCUGGUCACCUCUGGUAUCUGCGAGGCUGAUAGCAGCAACAUGGGCCCAGGAGACGAUGGCAAGGUCAUUACUGAACGUGGCCCUGGUGGCUUGCGCUGGAAGGAGGGUGUCAGACGUGCUCGCUGGUGCAUCUCCAGCGGUGCUGCCAAAGAGCAGUGGAACGCCUUUGUCAAGAUCACAAACGAGCUUGGCGCUCAGGCAUAG
Molecule: messenger RNA, 1224 nt
Organism: Aureobasidium musti
Lineage: Eukaryota; Fungi; Ascomycota; Dothideomycetes; Dothideales; Saccotheciaceae
Source: the annotation of a GenBank genome assembly